UAUUAAUAUGCAAACAAGCCCUCCAUGCCAAUAACCUGAAGCAUAAUAUUUAGAUAAUUAUGAAAAUUUUGAAGAAGUAACCAAAACAUUUAAUUGUCUCCAAAAAAUUCAUUAACCUCUUGAACAAGAAGCAACUUAUUUUUUGAUACGUGCUCCAACUAAAGAUAAUGUUCAUCGGGCUAUUAAAUACGGCAUCUGGACUAGGUAGAUAUACUAUUAAAUCUUUAGUUCGAGUCGUAAUAAUUAGAAAUUAAAUGAUGCGACCCGUCCAGUUUAUCUAUUAUUUAAUGUUACACAGACAUCUCACUUUAUUGGAUUGGCUAAAAUUGUCAGUAAUUUCAGAGAAAACAAGCAUUUUAUGUAUUGGGCAGAGGAAAAUAAAUGGUUUGGCUCUUUCCAGAUUGAAUGGGUAACAAUCCUAUAAACAAAAGGUCUUUGUAAGAGAUUUACCAUAUAGCGAAUUAAGCUCAAUUUAAUAAUCUGGAGGAAAAUGCAUUCAUGAAUUAAUUGAUUGCACUUAAAUUGAAAAUGGGGAUUUGAUCUAUACUGCCUUUGAAAAUUAACCAUAGAAAAGCUGCAUGUUGAAGACCUUCAAGGAAUUGGACAAUUCAGAAGUAAUUAUUAAUUUGUAUUUUCUUAGAAAAGAAAGAGAAAUGAAAGAGACUCCAAUCCAAAUUUUGCCAUCUAGUUUUAAGAAUAUAUAAGUGUCUUUGAAUCUAUGCCAUUCACUUUUUCCGUAGCUUCUUAUUAAAGAAGAAAAUAGCAAUAGAUUCAAAAUUAAUGUUAUUAAUAAUAUUAAUAUUAUUACUAAAGUCCUUGGUUCGGAGUUGGUAUAUUUUACUAUAAUUAUAGCCUAACCUUCAUUUUGGAAUUAAUAACACCAACUCUAAUAAUAGCCCAUAUAACAAUACUAGUAAUAAUAACAAUAAUAACAAUAAUAAUAAUAGCAAUAAUAGCAAUAAUAAUAACAAUAAUAAUCUUUAAAUAAUCCUGGUUUUUAUCAGACUUCCAAUUACAAUAGGCCCUAGACAUAAAAUCAUCAAAACAAUAAAUUUUAACAAAAGAAAUAAUUAAAUAAUAAAAAUAAUAUUCAACAGAGUCCAAAAAAAUAAUAAUGA
Messenger RNA from Paramecium octaurelia, 1118 nucleotides. NCBI's taxonomy places the organism in Eukaryota, Ciliophora, Oligohymenophorea, Peniculida, Parameciidae. The record is from the annotation of a GenBank genome assembly.